ACUCUUUAUUUAUACCUGAGGGAAGGAAUGGACGGGGUAUUAAUCUUUUUCUGGAAGGGAUUAUUAGAGCUCAUACUUUACUGAAAGAACUCGCAGCCAAACAAACAUCUAUGGUGCAUGAACAGAUUUCUUGUGAGGAAUUUUCAGGUAAGCACUCUAAUAGUGAGUGUGAUCUUAUCUCCAUGGGCAGAAACCACUCACAUCAGAAUGAUUUUUCUAUUUCGGGAAACUUGUUACAAGUUGAUAUUGAUCAUUCUGCAUCCUCUGAAAAAUCUUUCAAUUCUAUCAAGGAUAAUAUCUCUGAGCCUGUACCUGAAAUUGACUCUUCAUUAGUGCACAUUAAGGAUUUCUUUCAGAUUACUAUGUCGCAAGGGGUUGAUUCACUUUCUCAAUUUUUAAUCAAAGAGUUCGAAAGAAUUCUUGCCUCUUCCUUCAAUAACCGGGGAAAGUUGGAAGAGAGACUUGUUCAUGAAGAAAAAGAUACAAGAUAUGCGAACCCGAAUUUUUCGAGGGACUUUUUUUCAGAUGACCAAGAUAGUGAAGCUUAUGAGCAGUUCUGUACACACUCGGGGGAUGAUUUUCUUGGCCACGCUUCAGAAAGUGGGAAAAGGACUCCUAUUUCAUCGAUGGAGGAUUUAUGGGAUUCUGAUAUGAAUCAGGAUAUUUGCAACAAAGCCUUAUUGGUUACAAGAGAAAACUGUCUCCCUACAGAAAACCUGAACACUCAAAUUAAGAUUUAUAGAAAAACGAAGCAGCGGUCACAUCUUAUGAGAACUAGAUCCCAAACCAGAAUGGAGUUUUGAAGACUAAGGCUAGGGGUGAUCUUGGGAGGGAUUUAUGUUGUACUAUGGGUUGGGUUUUUUCUUUUUCUUUCUUCUUGUUUUUCUUCUUCCCUUUCUUGUAAUUUUUGACUUCCUCAUUAAUAAAACCCUAUUUUCCAGUA
Molecule: messenger RNA, 943 nt
Organism: Cuscuta epithymum
Lineage: Eukaryota; Viridiplantae; Streptophyta; Magnoliopsida; Solanales; Convolvulaceae
Source: the annotation of a GenBank genome assembly